Rhododendron vialii is the source of this 1370-nucleotide messenger RNA. Its product is annotated as transcription termination factor MTEF1, chloroplastic. The transcript has a single exon. NCBI's taxonomy places the organism in Eukaryota, Viridiplantae, Streptophyta, Magnoliopsida, Ericales, Ericaceae. Bases 454 to 1317 code for a protein of 287 amino acids. Gene Ontology annotation, molecular function: double-stranded DNA binding. The record is from RefSeq and is a predicted model, not a curated record. Gene Ontology annotation, biological process: regulation of DNA-templated transcription.
AUAUGUAAAUCCUUGGGUGGCCAAAUUCGUUCUUACAUCUCAAAUCUUACUGUACUCUUUUCCCCCUCUUCAAGGAUUACUCACUCUCCUCUUCUUCAACGAUUAACUCAGGCAGAGUACCCUCUGGGUGGCACUAACGGUUAUUCUUUUUGUAGGUCAGCUCAGGGAGAGGGAGGGACGGUUGGAGUUAUCCAUUCGGCUAUUCAAAAUAACCACACCACAAUUAAUCUUAAAAUUCCCGAAAUUCUUGUCAAAACAAACAAACAAAUAUAAAGAAACAUAAGGAAAAUGAUUAUAAUUCCACUGUCCUUGUAUAUAAAAUGUAGGAGUAAUUAUUUAUUUAUUGAUUUAUUUUUGGUCUCACCCUAUCCUUUUUAAGCCCAUACCAACAUCAUAACGACCACAAAUACUCACCUCAUCUAGUUAGUUACCUUUCCCGCCGUAAACACCAAAAUGCUCCUCCUCUCCCUCCCCAACCACCCCAACCCUACAACAAUCUGCUCUCUCUCUCCUCCCACCAACACUCCACAGUCCCACCACCACCACUCUCUCUCUCCUCCGCAGCACCUCCUCCGGUUCCGUAUCUCCCACCGCGAAAACCUCCGCUACCUCCAAACCCUCAAAAUACUCAACCCCGAAACCAAGUCCCUAAUCUCCCCUCCCCCAGAAACCUUAACCCAGAUCCUGUCCACCGUAGAUCUCCUCAAAUCCAAGGGCUUCUCCGACCCCGACUUCCCCCGCCUCGCCUUCCUCUGCCCCGACCUCUUCUCCCCCUCCCGGCUCCCCCACUCCCAGAUCGAAUCCGUCUUCGCUUUCCUGGCCGCGGAUCUAUCCGCCUCGAUCGAAGAAUCCCACGGGCUAAUCCUCAAGUGCCCCCAGAUCCUGAAUUCCAACGUCGAAUUCUGCUUGAGACCGACGGUUUCGUAUCUCCGAGAACUUGGCCUGAAGAAGCUAAAUGCGCCGAGUUCUCUGAACGCGCACCUGCUGAACACGCGCAUCGACAAGCUCGAAGAGAGGGUUGGGUUUCUGAUGAGCGUAGGACUUACGCGGGACGAAUCGGCUACGGUUUGCGCACGAUUCCCGGCAAUUUUCGGGUAUAGCGUGGAGAAUAAUUUGAGGCCCAAGUUUGAGUAUUUGGUGAGGGAGAUGAAGAGGGAUGGGGUUGAAGAAGUGAAGGGGCUUCCCCAGUAUUUUGGGUAUAGCUUGGAGAAGAGGAUUGUGCCUAGGCAUUUGCAUUUGAAACGGAGGGACGUUGUGGUUCCUUUGAAGAAAAUGUUGUGGUGGGGUGAUGAGAAGUUUUAUGCUAAGUGGAAGUGAGAUUGGUAUUUGUAUAUUUCCUUUAAUUUUUCUACUUCCUUUUUGUUGGUCUA